Messenger RNA from Hyalella azteca, 1614 nucleotides. RefSeq names its product huntingtin-like. The transcript is spliced from 11 exons. NCBI's taxonomy places the organism in Eukaryota, Metazoa, Arthropoda, Malacostraca, Amphipoda, Hyalellidae. The coding region runs from base 1 to 1614 and encodes 537 amino acids. Gene Ontology annotation, cellular component: cytoplasm; nucleus. The record is from RefSeq and is a predicted model, not a curated record.
AUGUGUAUAAGAGACAGGUCGUACGGANGUGGCGUGCUAGUGCCGUGUGGCGUGCUAGUGCCGUGUGGCGUGCUAGUGCCGUGUGGCGUGCUAGUGCCGUGUGGCGUGCUAGUGCCGUGUGGCGUGCUAGUGCCGUGUGGCGUGCUAGUGCCGUGUGGCGUGCUAGUGCCGUGUGGCGUGCUAGUGCCGUGUGGCGUGCUAGUGCCGUGUGGCGUGCUAGUGCCGUGUGGCGUGCUAGUGCCGUGUGGCGUGCUAGUGCCGUGUGGCGUGCUAGUGCCGUGUGGCGUGCUAGUGCCGUGUGGCGUGCUAGUUCCUGGCGGUGGGGCGGCGGGCUGCGGGCUGCUGCUGCAGGUGGUGGGCCUGACGGCGGACGUGGCGGUGGCGGGGGACCUGCCCACCCACGUCGCCCUCAUCGCCCUCUCCUGCGCCCUCGUCUCUGGGGUUGCGGUGGGGCGCCUGGAGCAGCAAAGGGCGCCGCCCCCCGCCAAGGGGCCGCAGUUCGCCGUCAUGGGCGCCGCUGCUGCACGUGUGGCGUGCGCACGUGUACUGGAGCACGUGUGCCGCGUGCUCGCCGUGUACUGGCACGUGCUGGAGGACGAGCCCCCCACCCCCCGCACCUCCCCCUCCCUGCUCUCCACCUCCCCCCUCGCCGACGCCGCCUCUCCCCUUAGGAGGCGGCCACGUGGAGGGAGUCUCGACCCCGCGCCUCCUGCAGACAGUAGGACACAGGAGAGCGAGAAGGAGACAAAAGGCAAGCCCGACAUGGGCAGCUUCGUGCAUCUGCCGCAGUACUGCCGCCUCUACGAGGUCCUGGCGAGCGCCUACAGCAGCUACAAGAUGUCAGUGUGCGUGCUGAGCGAGCAGCGCGUGGGCGCUGUGCUGCGUGCUGCGCUGAGCGGGCUGUGCUGCGUGCUGGAGGUGCUCAGCACUCCCGACGUGCUGCCGUGCCUGGACCAUCUGCUGCUGUGCUGUACAGCUGCUGCACAGUUGCUGCCCCAGCACGCAGUCGCUGCUGCUCGUCAGCUGGUGAAGUGUUUGUUCAGUAGCAACAUCGCCGCUCAGUGGCACACCAUUUGCCCUGCACUUGCACCUGCCCCUGCAGCACCUGCUGUAGGUGUAGGAGGCUCGAGCAUCUACACGUGCGCCACGCAUCUGCCUCUGCAGCAGUUCAGCGCCGAGGUGGCAGCGCUACAGCGGCCCUGCGCUCUGGGGAGCAGUAGGGGGCGCAACGCCCCCCGUCCCCCGCCCGCCGUUAGGCCAGGCCUCAGCGGCUACAUUCGCCUCUUCGAGCCUCUCGUCAUCCGCGCCCUCAACCUGUACACGGUUUCCAGCUGCGUGCAGCUGCAGAAGCAGGUGCUGCAGCUGCUCGUGUGCCUGGUCCACAUCCGCGUCAACUAUUGCCUCCUGGACGCCAACCAAAUAUUCUUGCGAUACGUCGUGAGGCAGCUGGAGCAGGUGGAGGAGGGCAGCCUCAGGUGUAUUCACCCCUGCAAGGAUUCCGGGGUAAUGGUUAUGGGAGUUUUAAAUUUCCUGUACCUCCUCAAAUGCCCCAUCACAUUUUACGUUCCAGGCAGCUUCUGUCUCAGUGACGCCGUAGGCUCACCUAGCACGUAA